Molecule: messenger RNA, 2900 nt
Organism: Triplophysa rosa
Lineage: Eukaryota; Metazoa; Chordata; Actinopteri; Cypriniformes; Nemacheilidae
Product: programmed cell death 1 ligand 1
Exons: 9
Coding region: 125-1159 (344 amino acids)
Biological process (GO): T cell costimulation; cellular response to lipopolysaccharide; cell surface receptor signaling pathway
Cellular component (GO): external side of plasma membrane
Source: RefSeq, a predicted model, not a curated record
GUCACAGCUUAAAGACCAAUAGAAAGUUAAAACCAAGAUAUUAGACAAACACCGAAGAUCAGGCUCGUGGUUCACACACUGCUGUUCAUCCUUACAAGAGUCACACACAUUCAGAUCAGAGGCGAUGAGGGAGACGCUGGUGUUGGUGUUUCAGGCUCUGCUCUGGCCCGCUGUCUCAGCCCUGUUCACAGUUGAGAAGGAGCAGAGUUCAUAUGAGGCACGGCUACACGAUGACAUCAAACUCGUGUGCACGUUCUCCAAAGUCAAAAGCCUUUCUGACCUCCACGUCAUAUGGCGCAGAAUCGAGCCGAAGCCCGAAGAGGAGGUCUACAGAUACAAGAGAGGCAGAAAAAUGCAGAACUUCACCCACCCGGACUUCAGAGAGCGAGCUCAUCUCAUCCACGAGCAACUGAAUCAGAAUCGAGCUGUAUUACAAUUAAAAAAGCUCAGGAUCAAAGAUUCAGGAAUAUACCAGUGCAUCGUCAAAGUGGGAGAUGAUGGAGACUACGAUGGGGACUACAAAGACAUCACGCUCAGUGUUACGGCACUUCACAAUCCAGUCAAGAAAAAAGUGCAGAAAACCCAGUUAAAAGACGAAGUGGAACUGUCGUGUGAGUUCGAGGGAUACCCGCUGGCGCAGAUUCUCUGGAGCGACGGACAGAACAUAAACCUCACGGAGAAAUCCAGAAACAGCACACGCUCCACCAAUGAAGAUCUCUUCAACGUCACCACUCGACUGGCGGUGAGACGAGACCUCUCGAGAAACUACACCUGCUCCUUCCUGACGGAGGGGCGAGUCAGACAGACGGCCACUUUCCUUAUUCCCCAUGAAAUUCCUUCCGGUUCUUCUCAUCAGUAUGUUUGGAUCGGCGCUGUGGUGGUUGUGUUACUGGUCAUUGUCUUCGUCUCCAUCUUCCACCAUAGAAGAAAACACAGUCAGAAAGACAGAAGAAAUGAAGCAUCAAAGUGCUCACUUCAGUUCCCACAAACCCCUGCAAACACCGACUCUUUGUUGACAGUAAAUGAGAACAGAGCACAGAUCGGUGACAUUACACGGGAAGAGCAUGUGGAAAAACUUCAGACUCACAGAGACGCUCUGACACAGCAGUAUUCACGACCGGUGAGAGAUGAAGAACAGACCGCUGUUAUACCGCAAUAACACGCUGCCACGUGCGCUUUACGUCAGAUGCCAAACUCUGAACGUCACCUCAGUCUCGCCCGCUAAACAUCAGACAUCCUCCUGCUGGACAAACUGCGGCUCCGGCUGGUGGUGUUUGUGGAAGGGGAAUUUUACUAGACGUCAGAUGAAACAUUCCUAAUGAAACCCCAUUAGAUGUGUCUGAUAUCAGAGAGACGCUCCUGGGAUCAGAGGAUACAGCGAGAGAAACAGACUCUCAGGAUGUUUCUAAUGGAGCGUCAGACGCGAUGUCACAGCCGAGAGAAUAUCCAGCCCUGCAGGACAGAGUUAGGAUGAUAUUGAACCUCAUGCCCAAAUCAGACCAGCCUCAAACGUGACUUUACGAAGAACUGAAAGAUGCAUUUUCAUACUGUACGUUAUACAUGCAGAUUCAGAGCGGCAUCUCUUUUCUCCUUGAAAAUAUGAAACGAUGGAAAGAGUAAUCUGGCUUCAGGUCAAAGUCAUUUCACAAUCUUGUUCAUUUUAUAUUCCCAGAAUAAGAAAUGAGAACAUGAUAAUGAAACAUUAUUGCUACAUACUUCUUUUGUACUGCUGUUACAGGAAUUCAGCCCGUCUGGAAUGUUUACAACAUUGAAUGUCGCUAAUAAUACAUUUCUCCAUUGCUAACACACAAUUCACCAUUUUUUCACAACUAUAAACCCAUUCUCAGAACAAUACACCAACUUCUACAAACCCCACACAAAAACCUCCUCAUUUUGCAAAGGUUUAACCAUGUUCUCGUUCAGAAAACACAUAAUAUAAUGAACUGAAGUGUCCAGAUGUAAUCUCAAAAAGCACACAUUUGUCCAUCAGUAAACAUUGUGAACGGAUGUCACACCAAUCAGAACCUCAGGAUGAUAUCGAUAGGAGAACGGGUGAUUGUAAUAGAAUGUAAAAAGGUAAUAGAACCAUCUACAGGGCAAAAAUACAGUAUAAUUACAGUACACACUUUAUAUGAGAAAAAUGUCACUUCUCUGUCUCCAGUAAACUGUAGCACGUGUACACCCUUAAAGUCAUGAUUGUCACGUUUAUUUGUAGCAUUUUUUACAUUUUUGCAGAACUCACAAAAUCAGAAUACCAAGAAAUUGCUUACGUAUCCUGUAAUGAAAUUGGGCCAAAGGUACAUAGGAUGCCAUGUUUAUUUAUAUAUUUAUGCAAUAUGUUUUUUGGUUUUUGAACUUGUCUUGUCUCCUUUCAUCUAAGAUUACUCGACAGUCAUUUUUUUCCCCUAAAGCUCAUUGUUGCAUUUUGCUCUUUCUGCACUCUUUUAUGUUGAAUAUUGUAAUAGAAGCGGCGAUGUAAAAUUACUCUUGAAUCCCAAUAAGAGGUUUUAGUAACAGUGUUUUGAAUUGAUCUCAGCAGCGACUGUGUUGUAAGGUGAGUGAUUCUGAGCGCUUCUGUGUCAUGUUUGUGGGAAAAGUUUGCAUUUUCAGCAAGUUUGAAUGGUUUUGAGUGGAGAGCUUCAUAUUCACCCGAAAAUAUGAUGUUGAGGGAAGUUAUGGAUUUCUGUUUAGAGUUUCGAGAAAAUGAGCCAUAAUUUCAAGAAAUGUGUUUAACCAAUCGAGGAAAAACUGUAACAAUGUGUCAGAUUAACAACGACUGUCCCAUAAACCCUCUGUCACGGAAGAACAUGUUUUUAUAGUUGUGUUUUGUUCAAAGGUGAAAGUGAAAACUGUAUUUUGGAUGUCUUUUUUAAAUAAAAGAUUAUUUUGUAAUUCUUGAA